AUGACAGCCUUCUACACCAACAUUUCCAUAACAAUGGUGCUUCUUCGCCACCUCUACCCUCCAACUGAAUUGGUGCAUAACAAGACCAGUGAAGGUAAAUUGAUGAAUCCAAUUGAUAUUGAUUUUGAGGAACACGGCAAUGACCAGCCACCUCCAAGUUCAGUGGGUGGGGGUCAAGAAUCAAUGCAUCCAAGAGGACAAGAUGGGCAAACUGAACAGUUCCAGGUAGCCAGGAGAAAAGGAAGGUUAACCACAAUGUUUUCUUCAGUGAAUCUUUCCAGCACCCUACUACUAGCAUACCAGAGCUUUGGUGUGGUAUAUGGAGAUUUGAGCACAUCACCUCUCUAUGUUUAUAAAAGUAUAUUCAUUGGGAAGUUGCAAAAUCAUCAAAAUCCUGAUGCAAUAUUUGGUGCAUUUUCAUUGAUUUUCUGGACGCUGACGCUGAUUCCUUUGCUCAAAUAUGUAUUUCUUGUACUGAGUGCUAAUGACAAUGGUGAAGGUGGCACAUUUUCUCUUUACUCCUUGCUUUGUAGACAUGCAAAACUCAGUUUACUUCCCAAUCAACAAGCAGCAGAUGAAGAACUCUCAGCUUACAAAUACGGUCCCUCAGGACAGUCUUCAUCAUCUUUAGCACUGAAGAGAUUUCUAGAAAAGCACAAAAAGUCUCGGAUAUUUCUACUACUUGUAGUUUUAUUGGGGGCUGGCAUGGUAAUAGGUGAUGGUGUAAUCACUCCAGCAAUUUCAGUUCUGUCAUCAAUAUCAGGGCUUCAAGCAGCCGAGAAAAGGUUGAAUCAGGGUGAGGUCCUAUUGCUCGCUUGCGUUAUAUUGAUUGGCCUAUUUGCUCUGCAACAUUUUGGUACCCAUAAGGUUGCUUUCUUGUUUGCACCAGUCGUUAUUCUAUGGUUGAUAUCAAUUUUUGCCAUUGGGCUGUAUAACACAAUAUACUGGAAUCCAAAAAUUGUCUUUGGUCUUUCUCCGCAUUAUAUCAUUAAAUUCUUUAGUGAAACUGGCAAAGAUGGAUGGAUUUCACUUGGCGGGGUUCUUCUUUCCAUAACAGGUACUGAAGCCAUGUUCGCAGAUCUUGGCCAUUUCACUGCCUGCUCAAUAAGGCUUGCAUUUGCAUUUAUUGUAUAUCCUUGUUUGGUAGUGCAAUAUAUGGGCCAGGCUGCUUAUCUGUCAAAAAAUAUUUCUUCAAUUCCAAACAGUUUCUAUGCCUCAAUACCUGGUAGUGUAUUUUGGCCUGUCUUUGUUAUUGCCACCCUUGCUGCCAUCGUUGGCAGUCAGGCUAUUAUUACCGCUACCUUCUCUAUUGUUAAGCAAUGCCAUGCUCUUGGUUGCUUUCCACGGGUUAAGGUUGUUCACACGUCAAAACAUAUCUAUGGACAGAUCUAUAUACCAGAGAUAAACUGGAUCCUCAUGAUUCUUACUCUUGCUAUCACUAUUGGUUUCCAGGACACAACAAUGAUAGGGAAUGCAUAUGGCCUUGCUUGCAUGUCCGUUAUGUUUAUUACCACAUUUCUAAUGGCACUUGUCAUGGUCUUUGUCUGGCAAAGAAGUGUCGUACUUGCUGCUGCAUUCCUCCUUUUCUUUUGGUUCAUUGAAGCUGUUUACCUAUCAGCUGCAUUCAUAAAAGUUCCUCAGGGAGGAUGGGUAUCGCUUGUGCUAUCCAUGAUCUUUUUGUUUGUCAUGUUUGUCUGGCACUACGGAACUUGUAGGAAGUACAAUUUUGAUCUGCACAAUAAAGUUCCACUAAAAUGGCUCCUUGGUUUGGGCCCUAGCCUUGGUAUUGUCCGUGUGCCUGGUAUAGGUCUCAUAUACUCAGAAUUGGCAACGGGAGUACCAGCUAUAUUUUCACACUUCGUAACAAACCUCCCUGCUUUUCACAAUGUUUUGGUGUUUGUUUGUGUAAAAUAUGUUCCAGUGCCCUAUGUCUCACCUGAGGAGCGCUUCCUCAUUGGCCGCAUAUGCCCCAGACCCUAUCGCAUGUAUCGGUGCAUUGUGCGGUAUGGAUACAAGGACAUACAGCGAGAUGAUGGGAACUUUGAGAACCAACUCAUUCAAAGUUUAGCAGAGUUUAUCCAAUUGGAAGCUGUAGAACCUCAGUCCUCAGGCUCCGACACUGCAUCAUAUGAUGGGAGGAUGGCAGUCAUAAGCACCAGAACUAUUCAAUCCAGUUCAAGUUUAAUAGUAUCUGAGCAUGAUGAUUUGGGUUCGAGUGAUUCCAUCCAGAGCAACAAAUCAUUAACCCUACAUAGCUUAAGAUCGGCUUAUGAAGAUGAGAACCCACAGAGGAGGCGUCAAGUGAGGUUCCAGUUGCCCCAGAGCCCUAGAAUGGAUCCCUCUGUAAGGGAAGAACUAUUGGACUUGAUCCAGGCGAAGGAGGCAGGUGUUGCAUAUAUAAUGGGGCACUCAUAUGUGAAAGCAAGACGGUCUUCCUCUUUCUUGAAAAAGCUUGUCAUUGAUAUUGGUUAUUCAUUCCUCCGUAAGAAUUGCCGAGGUCCGGCUGUGGCACUUCAUAUUCCUCACAUUAGCCUCAUUGAAGUAGGGAUGAUAUAUUAUGUGUAG
Molecule: messenger RNA, 2565 nt
Organism: Fraxinus pennsylvanica
Lineage: Eukaryota; Viridiplantae; Streptophyta; Magnoliopsida; Lamiales; Oleaceae
Source: the annotation of a GenBank genome assembly